Messenger RNA from Dermacentor albipictus, 7768 nucleotides. RefSeq lists its product as uncharacterized. The record is from RefSeq and is a predicted model, not a curated record. Lineage: Eukaryota; Metazoa; Arthropoda; Arachnida; Ixodida; Ixodidae.
UCUCUCUCUUACUUCCUCUCAAGUUAAUUCGACGCGGACGCGGGCGUGGAAGUUUUGUUGACAAACAAAGCUCGUGCUGCCUGCUAAGUUGAACAUUGGUCGUACAAUGUCAACGGAGCUCUAUGCGUUACACGCAUCGCAUAAUACUGUUAGUAGUCAUCGUCGCUACUUUCUUCUUAUUCCGUGCCCUUUACCGACGGACAGACCGCACGGGCCGUCUCUCCGCCUCCGUACGGAACUGGUGGGCCGGGGACAUCGUGGACUUCGACAAUGCCGACAACGUGACGGGCUUCGACUGGCCAAUCGUUCCCAACGUCGUUCACUUCGUACGCCUAGGCAACGCAUCACUCACCUUCACUGAGGCUGUUUGCAUCCGAGCCGCGUGGAUACAACAGCGGCCCACCUCGCUCAUCGUGCAUUGCGACCGGUGCGAGGAGUCGACGCGCUCGAGUCCUCACUGGCCACUGGUCGCCGGGAUUCCCGGCCUGCGGCUGGCGACCGUCAAGAGGCCGCGCAACAUAUUCGGCAAGCGGCUCAGCUCCAUCUACCACGCGUCGGAUAUCGCCAGGCUCCGGAUUCUGCGCAAGUUCGGCGGCAUCUUCCUCGAUGGCGACUCGUACCUCGUGCGCUCCUUGGAGCCGUUCCGGCGCUUCGAAAUGGCUCUGGGAUGGUACCCGAAUCAAGCCCUCGGCACUCAGGUUCUCGUUGCCCACAAGAAUGCCCGGUUUCUCCACCUUUGGUACAACUCAUACCGAUACUACCGUCCCGAGCUGUGGUACUGGAAUGCAGGACGCCUUCCCACAGAAAUGAUUCUGGUGCCAAGGCCACACCUUGUUCACCGCGUGCCUUAUGACUUUGGCGUGCACAAUGUAGCACACCUCUUGUACGGUGUCUGCAAGCCUGACUGGAGACAGUACUUUGCUAUUCACCUCUUGUUUCGACACCGGGACUACUUGGUCACCUCAGAUACAUUCGGGCCACUGACAGUGUUUAACGUGGGCCGCUACAACACGACAUUUGGCCAGAUGGUCAGGCUGGCUCUGUUUGGAACAACAAGACUCGGAGACCACCACACUUUGAAAGACCCUAAAUGGUUUCUCGAAAAUGAGCUAGAGUAUGUACUGGAUGCUUGCUAACUUAAAAUGUUGGGGCACUUGACCGCCAGCCAGCCUUUGACGCAACUUCUCCCUUGUGACCUUGCCCAGCCGCCCUCGCAGACUUACUGCACCUCUUGUGGAGUUUUCUCAGGCUGUGCUCAUUGAGGCAUCUCCACCUGCUGAAAGUGGGACUACAUCCAGGCUGCCCACCAGACAACCAUGUGUAAAUAUAAUGUCCAGAUCAUAGAUACUUGCUGGAAUUCAUUGAACAGACUGAGGUCCCUAGAGGCCCCUUUCUGGAAUUUGGGCAUUGGUUCUUGGCACUGCACAACACCACAUGGGGAGCAUGCCACGCGGCGUCCAUGCAGAUAUAAAUGAACACUUUUCUGCAUGACCACCGCAUGUUGUAGAGUGUGCUGUGUCGAUGUGCACCUCCUGACAAAAUGACAUCCUCGGCGUUCUCUCUCCUUUCUCUCCCUCUUUUUACCCUUUAACCCCCUUCCCCUGUGUAGGGUAGCAAGCUGGACAGGCAUUUGGUCGACCUGCAUGCCUUUCUUUUUCUCUUCCCUUUCUCUCACUGAGCACAACAAGCUACCGUAUUUGCUCAAAUAUAGGCCGAUACUUUUUUAAAGGACGAUGAGUACGAAAGUUGGGAGUCAGUUGAGAUUUGAGAAUGCAGUUUAAUCGCAGCCACCAGACAAUCGGUGCAUUUUGGAUCCACAAUAUUCUAGGCACUAUAUUGCAACACCGCCUCAGGAACCUGGCGGCGGGCCACAAGAUCUGGGAGGUCAAGAUUGCAGCUGAUGGGUUGAUGUGCCUCGUUUUUUUUUUUUUUUAAUGUAGCGUCUCAUCAUUAGCAAGGACAGUGCACUGUAGGAAGAGGUCAAAGACAUAUAGGCUAGGCAUAUUGACAAAGAUGACAACAAAUGAAGGUUGCACAUGCUUGCAAUGGCUGUCGAAAACCUUAAUAACAUGCAUGUUCUUUUUGCAGUCGAAUGCCUUAUUUUCAUUUAGUUUGCAUUUUAGUAAAGUUUUUAAUUUCCUGGCCUUUUGAGUUUUGGGCAUUUGCCUUCGAUCGGGGCCGGCAUAGAUUUGAGUAGAUACAGUAUGUAUGUGUACGUAUAAGGUGCUUCACCUGUUUUAUGUCAUAGGGCAAACUUUCACCUUAAAAGAAAGUGUAUUGGAAGAUUUUUGCGAGAAAGGGAGGAGAGCAGUCUCUCAGUUUGUAGACAAAUAUGCUUUUUAAUUGUCAGCCUGGCUGCUAACCAUGUGUUCAUUAAGACCAUGUUCAUAAUGCUUUUGUUUGUCAUGACCUAUAUAUUGCCAGCCAUGUUUUGUAAGGUUGUGCUUGAUAAGCAUUGUCACAUUCAAGUCAUCGUGCAAGGUGUGCUUGCGAUAUCAUUGUUAGCGAAUCUCAGAUGUUACCACAUAUAGAAAGACAAACCCAUCUAGAGUGUAAAAAUUACUCUAGCAUAUUGUCCAAUUUUUUGGAAUUGGAUUGGCAUUACCAAAUCCAUACUGCAAACUUACCACUGUUGUUGAAAAGCGUGCAAUUAUUGCAUUCUACUGGUGCUAACAUAUGUGGCAGAGACUUGCAAGUUAACAAACAAGCUCAAAAACUAGUUAAGGGCCGCACAAAGAGCAAUAGAAGGAAAAGUUUUCUGUGUAACGCUAAGAGGCUGGAAGGGAGCAGUGUAAAUCAGAGAGCAAAUGGGGAUAGCCGAUGUUCUAGUUGACAUGAAGAGAAAGAAAUGGAGCUGGACGGGCCACUUAAUGUGUAGGCUGAGGAAGUUGGGAAAUUUGCAGGCGCAAGUUAGAAGCAGCUCGCACAAGACAAGGGUAAUUUGAGAUUGCUGGGAGAGGUCUUCACCCUGGCAAUAAACAUGAAAAUAGGCUGAUGGUGAUGAUUCUCAAACUUGUGUGAUUAUCUCAAGACAAAAUAAAUGACGUUAUGACACCUCUGUUGGUGACAACAGGUGAACUCUCCAGACCUGGAAACUAGGAAGCACUGAUUGCCAUGAGCUCAAAGUUCGGGUGGACCUUUUAAGGGAGCCCCGACCACUCUUCGUUAAAGGCAGUUAACUCCCGAGUCAUGGUAUGCAUGGUAAAGACGAACGUAGAGGUUAAUGACGAGCUAAUCCAUUCAAUUCUGGAACUGGCGAGUGCUGGUAUAUCUGAUACUGCGAACAAGGAACUUGAGAUGAGCUCAACCAGGCAGCACUUUGAGAAAACAAUAGAGCUACGUGGUGGCAGAUACGAAGUGUCAUUGCCUUCGAAAACCAGGUUUGAGCUGUGUGAUAACAAUGAAGCUGCCAUUACCAGGCUGAAGAAACUUUUGAGCCGCUUGUCCAGCAAGGGGGAUCUUCUACAGAAUUGUGAUGCCAUGAUUUGUGACUAUAUACUGGCCGGUCAUGGGGAAGUUGUAAAAGACCCACCUCAAAAUCUGGCGAAGGUUUAUUACAUAAAGAAGUUAUCUGGCAACAAGUGCUGACAACAAAAGUAUGAGUUGUCUUCAAUGCGUCAUCAAGAACAUGGGGAUGCAAGUUGCUUAGCGAGGGCUUGGAAAAGGGCGACAGCUUAUAUUGGGACCUCGUCAAAAUAUUACUGCGCUUACAACGUGCCCCAUCACCAUAAUGGCAGAUGUCGAGAAAACCUUCCUUCAGAUUUCGAUGCAAGAAGAAGACAGAGAUGCCUUUCGAUUUCUGUGGUUUGAAAGAGGUGUUGCUGAGCUUCUGCAUAAGGACGCGCAGGAAUGGAGCAUGACCAGAGUACCUUUCGGAGCUGCUGAGAUUUCUGCUGACAGCAACCAUUUUUCACCACGUUAGAGUGCCACCAAGUAUGUCUUCGGCUGCCAAGACCUUGGGCGAGUCGUUUUACAUCGACGAUUUAGUGACAGCAGCUCAUUCAGAGGAUGAAGCUGCCCAGUUUUGUAGAGAGGCACAACAGCUCCUGCUCUCGGCAGGAAUGAAUCUUCGCAAGUGGUUGACAAAUGCUAGUGAGCUUAUGAGCACAGUGAACAGCAAGCACUGCUCAACCAGCCAGCAGGUGGCUGUACUUCAUGACGCCUCAGUUAAAGUACUGGGCAUUGUUUGGAGUCCCCAGAGCGAUGAGUUCAGCUUCUUGAUGGCCAAUCUUCUCGACUUUCUGAAAGAGAAAUCUGACACAAAAGCUUGUCCUACAAGUAACCUUAAGAGCAUUCGAUCCGAUGGGAUUCAUUGCACCAUAUGCGGUGUCCAUACAAAUAUUGUUUCGAAAGAUCUGGACGCGUGGAAUUGACUGGGAUGAGUGUCUGCCCACAGAUUUACGAACAGAAUGGCAAGACAGAGUGAGCCAGUUGACAAAGCUGCACUCGGUAAGGGUACUGCAUUGCAUCAGCAUCAGCAAAGGGAAACUGCCACACGUACUAAAAGUGCACAUCUUUUUCGAUGCAAGUCCGUGCGCAUAUGGUGCAGUCGUCUACGUUGUGACUGAACAAGCAAGACAAACCCAGUUACUCAUCGCAAAGUCGUGCGAUGCUCCAAUCAACACGGUAACUUUGCCUUUUCUAGAACUUCUGGGAGUGUUAAUUAUUGCAAGGUUGAUGAGCUUCGUAUCCAGUGCACUUACGGACUUCCAGCUUUGCUACACUAUGUGAAUGGACUCGACAAUAGCAUUAUCGUGGCUUAGGAACGAUGCACAGAAAUCUAAACACUUCCUUUGCAACAGAGUCACUGAAAUCCAAGAGCUAAUCGAUCGAGCCUUCCGCUUGGAAGUAUUGCCUUGGCACUGAAAAUCCUGCCGACCUGUUGACACGAGGUGUAUCUGUUGACCAGAUAGCUACGAGCAGCUCUUGGUGGCUAGGGCCUCACUGGCUUCAGGAUGCUGAACACAUCUGGGCAUCACAACCACUACAAACAAUGCAAAACACAGUUGUCCAUUGUGAAAAGGUCGCCGUUCAGGUGUCGCUUACCACUGACGUCAUGCAUCCACUAAUUGUAAUGGAGCAUUACAGCAGACUUGACGAGCUGCUGAGAGUUACAGCAUGGGUGCUGAGGUUCAUCAGUUGCUGCAGAUAUAAUGGCAGCGAUAAAGAAACUGGUCCCCUCACGGCAAAGGAGCUAUCAAGAGCCGAACAAUACUGAAUUUGACAAGUUCAAGAAAGUUCAAGAUGAGUUUUUCAACGCAGAAAUCAAAGCUAUCUCAGAAGGGCAUUUAUCGAUACAUGUAACGUCACUCAUCGCAAGCCUCAACCCAUUCCAGGACAAAGAUAGGAUACUUCGGGUUGGUGGCUGUUUAAUGCUAAUGGAAUCUCUGGAAGGUGUCAAGCAUCUGAUUAUACUGGCCAGUAAUCACCACAUUUCAAGGCCAAUCGCAAUCAAAGCAUACUGUGAAGUACUUCACGGAGGUGUGCGAGAUACACUUACACAGUUGAGAGAGCGCUUCUGGAUGUGCAAAGCAUGAAGCCUGGUGAGGAAAGCAACCAAGGAAUGUUACUUGCCCAAACAUUACACCGUUACACCAAGCAGCGCUCCAGUAGCUCCACUCGCAAAGCAUUGGGUAACACAAGCAUACGCAUUUGAAGUGGUCAUAGUGGACUUCGUGGGACUUUUUUUCAUAAGGACACCAUUAAGAGAUAUGAAGAACUACACUGCUCUAUUCAUGUGCACAGCGUCGAGUACGAUCCACUUAAUACUUUUGUCCAGCGUGACAUCUGAAGCAUUCUUGAUGUCCUUGCAUUGCUUUUGUGCCCGACUAGGCUUUUCCCAAGUCAUCUGUUCUGGCAAUGCAAGGGCUUCCAAGAAAACGUCAGGGGAUCUGCAAAAGCUUUGCAGAAUGCCACUAGAAGAUGGCGUCGCUAGACAGCUGAGCAGCAAAGGCAUCAAAUGGAAGGUUAUUGUACCAAACGCUCCAUGGUGGGGUGGAUGGUGGGAGUGGCUUGUGAGAUCGUUCAGGAUUUCACUCGGCAAACUUCAGUCCUUGAUUUUGUUUUUCUUACUACAUCUCUUUUCAAUGCCGGUUGUGAAUGCGAUGUUAUUGAUAGAAUAUCUGGCCAUAAUGCUGUGUUAAUUUCAGUUGCAGGCAUCGUCUCUGAAUAUACUGCACAUUUCCUGACAUUAACUGCACUGAUGAUUUGGCAAUAACAGAUGCCCCAUGCAGUUCUUUUCAUGAGUUUGAACUCGUAAGUGCCAGUGGUGAUACUAAUACCUUGACAAGUUUCUUCGAAAAUCUUCUUAGUAAGUGUGUCAACCUUUUUAUUCAUUUAAAAACAAAGAAAACAAACACUGAAAUUCCUUGGAUGACUAGGGACCUUUCGCACUUAUCACACCAUGUGGCCAGAUUACGUCAAUCGAAACGCUCUGGUGUUUCAACAAAAUUCAUGCAGCUCCAUAGCGCUAAAAAUGAACUUUGUUCUAAAAUGGUUACUGCAAAAGAAUUUUAUUACAAGGUAACUUUGCCAGAAUUAAUGAUGACUAAUCCCCGUAAAGUUUGGAAAGCUAUCCUACCACCUAGGUCAUCCUCGGACACAUUAAGUACUAACAAUGUUGCAGUUUCUGAUUUGCAGACAAUAAACUUCUUUUAAUGCCUACUUCCACUCUGACUCUACGACUGAUAACUCUGUAACCCUUGUUUUUGAUUCCGAACCAUACCCUUUAAUCAACAAAGUAUCACUGUCUCCUGAGGGUGUACUUAAGGGGGGAAGUGGGUCUUAAAAAUUUUUUUCUUAUUUUUGGGUGAAUCUUUCAUAAACUCCACUGUCUGGGGUAAUUUUUCGUGCUGAUUUCAGAUCUGUAAUUAGAUUUUUGAUAGCUGCAGCAGUUCAAAAAAUAUUGAGGUCUGAAGUCAAAUUAAUGUCAAAUUCGUUACGGGGCUUUUUGAAGAUUCCGUCUUGCUAAAUCAAAAACUAAAUGCAUGACACCAUUGCUAAAGACCUACUGUAGGGGGUGAUGCUAUUUUUAUUCAUUUGGAAGCAUUUUGCGGACAAGAAAACAAUCUUGCAUUUAUUAUGAACAUUUUUUUCUAAUUAGCAGCGAGUACUAUACCUGAAUGUAAUUUUCAUGCCGGUGCAAGAGUAAUAAAAAUAGCAUCACCCUCCAGAUCAUUUCAAUACGAAUAAAAUGAUACCACCCUUGUCAUUUUUGGCCAAAGACAACCCAGAAAAAACACCCGUAAGGCGGAGUACAGUGUGCAAAAACAUCGAACUGAAAUAAACGCAUUUGAAGUUUCAAACAAAUGUAGCUUUUGCUGAAGUGAAUCUACAGCAAUACAAAUGGCACCAUUUUGAAGCUCUAUGUUUUGUAAGAAUGGCCAUACUAAAUGUGUGACUGCACACUCUCAAAAUAAUAGUACACUGGCCACUGAACUAGCACAAGAAACUUUAAUAGGCACCAUGCUCUACAAAGAGCAUGGUGCCUGGGUUUCAAACCGAAGUGUAGAACUCUGUGUGGGCAUGAAUAUAGUUCCAGUGUUGUACAUGCAGGCUGUCUGAUUGAUAGCAGUCUCCAUUACAAUCAGUGAGGCAUUUAUUCAUUUGGUAUUAAUUGACCAUGUUACUGAAUGAAGGCUCUGAGUGUAAGUAGCCUUCCAAGUCAUCUUCACCUGGCAGUGGCUGUGGAACUUAGGAUCAGAAAGCCAGUGAUAGAUAUGCAGCUGCUAGGUGCUUUCCAGAAUUUUACUUUUGUAUGAUGCCUCGA